GGCGCUGAGCGCGGCAGGCGCGGGAGCUGGCGCUGGAGCCGAAGCGGCGGCGGCGGCGGCGGCAUUCGUGGGGCGGCGGCGGCGCGGGCUCCGGCACGGGCUCGGGCUCCGGCAUGGUGCAAUCCGGCCUCGUCCCGGGAGAGCGGGGCCCGCGCGUGGGGCCGGCGCCCGGGGAGCGGCGGCAGCGGCGGUGGCGGUGGUGGCUGCAGGCGCAGGCGGGCGGCAGGUGCUAGAAGCGGGGCUGGGCGAGGUGUGUGCCCGCUGGGCUCCCGGGCCGCCGCCCCCUCACUGCCCCGGUCUUUCCCUUCCUUCGUGCUUCCCAGCGAGUCCAGCCCCCUGCCUCCGCGCCCCGGCCCAUGGCGCCCCGCGGUUGAGCCGGCGCCGCCAGGGACCCCUCCCGCGGGCCUCCCCGGGGCGCGCAGAUCCCGGAGCCGCCCGCCCACCCUCCUCGGAGUCUCCCUCCCUUCCUCGCCCGAGUCGGGCGGGACCAUGGCUGCGAAGCUGCGAGCGCAUCAGGUGGACGUGGACCCGGACUUCGCGCCGCAGAGCCGGCCGCGUUCGUGUACCUGGCCCCUGCCGCAGCCCGACUUGGCCGGCGACGAGGACGGAGCGCUGAGCGCAGGGGUGGCUGAGGGCGCCGAGGACUGCGGGCCGGAGCGCCGGGCGACGGCCCCAGCGAUGGCCCCAGCGCCGCCGCUGGGCGCGGAGGUCGGACCUCUGCGGAAAGCGAAGAGCUCCCGGCGGAACGCGUGGGGGAACCUGUCCUACGCCGACCUCAUCACCAAAGCCAUCGAGAGCGCCCCGGACAAGCGGCUCACGCUCUCGCAGAUCUACGACUGGAUGGUCCGUUAUGUGCCCUACUUCAAGGAUAAAGGCGACAGCAACAGCUCGGCCGGCUGGAAGAACUCCAUCCGACACAACCUGUCGCUGCACACCCGUUUCAUCCGCGUGCAGAACGAAGGCACAGGCAAGAGUUCCUGGUGGAUGCUGAACCCUGAGGGCGGAAAGACAGGCAAGACCCCGCGGCGCAGGGCCGUGUCCAUGGACAACGGGGCCAAGUUUCUGCGCAUCAAGGGCAAGGCGAGCAAGAAGAAGCAGCUGCAGGCCCCCGAGCGAAGUCCCGACGACAGCCCCCCGGGCGUGCCUGCCCCAGGGCCCUUGCCUGCGGCGGCCAAGUGGGCCGCCAGCCCGGCCUCGCACGCCAGCGACGACUACGAGGCGUGGGCCGACUUCCGCGGCGGCGGGAGACCCCUGCUCGGCGAGGCGGCCGAGUUAGAAGACGACGAGGCCCUGGAGGCCCUGGCGCCGUCGUCGCCGCUUAUGUACCCGAGCCCCGCGAGCGCGCUGUCGCCGGUGCUGGGCGCCCGCUGCCCCGGGGAGCUGCCGCGCCUGGCCGAGCUGGGAGGCCCGCUAGGCCUGCACGGCGGCUGCGGCGGCGGCGGCGCGGGGAUACCCGAGGCCCUGCUGGACGGCGCGCAGGACGCGUACGGGCCGCGGGCCCGCGCCGGGACGCCGGCCUACUUCGGCGGCUGCAAGGGCGGCGCCUACGGCGGGGGCGGGGGCUUCGGGCCGCCGGCGCUGGGCGUGCUGCGCCGCCUGCCCAUGCAGACCAUCCAGGAGAACAAGCAGGCCAGCUUCGCGCCGGCCGCCGCGCCCUUCCGCCCGGGGGCGCUGCCCGCGCUGCUGCCGCCGCCGCCGCCCGCGCCCAGGCCCGGCCCCGUGCUGGGCGCGCCGGGGGAGCUGGCGCUGGCGGGCGCGGCCGCCGCCUACCCCGGCAAGGGGGCGGCCCCGUACGCGCCGCCGGCGCCCUCGCGCAGUGCCUUAGCCCACCCCAUCAGCCUUAUGACGCUGCCCGGCGAGGCGGGCGCCGCAGGCCUGCCACCGCCCGGCCACGCCGCCUUCGGGGGCCCGCCCGGCGGCCUCCUGCUGGACGCGCUGCCCGGGCCAUACCCGGCCGCCGCCGCCGGGCCGCUGGGUGCCGCGCCCGACCGCUUCCCGGCCGACCUGGACCUCGACAUGUUCAGCGGGAGCCUCGAGUGCGACGUCGAGUCCAUCAUCCUCAACGACUUCAUGGACAGCGACGAAAUGGACUUCAACUUCGACUCGGCCCUGCCUCCGCCGCCGCCCGGACUGGCCGGGGCCCCGCCCCCCAACCAGAGCUGGGUGCCGGGCUGAAGGCCUCCUCCGGCACCCCAGGUGCCCCUGUCCCGUCCCCCAGGGGCCUCUGUCUUCCCGUCCCGAUCCCCGGGUCCCCAUCCCCGAUUCCAGCUCCACGGGAGGGUCCAGGAGGCAGCCCCAGCCCUGCUACAGACAUCCCUCAGGCGCUGACCGCUGAGGGAAGGAGGAGAGAGGGGCUGGGGCACCCCACCAUUCCUGCCUAAACUCCUGAGACCCGCUCCCUCUCUCCCUGGGGCAGGAAGCCUGGGAGAGGAGGCAGAAUUCCGGGCUUGGUGGGAGUGGGCGGGAGCGAGGUGGGCCGCCUGGUGUGGAUGCUGGUCGGGGAAGCCAACUAGGAGACGGCUUCGGUUUUACUUGUGGAGCCCUCGCCGUGAUGCACAGUUUGUCCCAAACUCCUAUCAGACUCCCAAAUGACACUCCCACUGGUCUUAGCCUCACCUACCCCAAGCCAGCAGCCCUCUCCCGAAAACCCACUCACACCUACCUACUGGCCAUUCACUCUGAGCAGUCCACUUGCAGCCUAAACCACCCUCCGACGACCCCUUCCCCCACGGUGCAGCCCCUCUCCCCCGUCCUUGCCGGCCCUAGCUUCUCCCCUCCCCCCUCGGGGUCAACCCCUCUCUUUCCAUUCCCCACCCCCCGCCCCCAGUACUGGUCUCAGCCUCUCCAGCGGGCCUCAGCUCCGGAUUCACCCCCAGUCCGACACCCCUCUCUCGAGCCAGUCCUGGCCCCUGUCUCCCAUAUUUAUAAGUGUCUGGUCGGGGCGGGCGGUGGGCGCGGCGUCCCCGGCGCGUAUCGUAGGCAGUGUACCGUGGCCGUGCCGUCAGCGUGUGCGUGUGCGUGUGUGCCGUGUCAAGGCCGUGUAGAGUGCAUUGUACAGCAUAUUUUCAUGAAUAAAAUUGUUUUAAAUAUU
Molecule: messenger RNA, 3091 nt
Organism: Cynocephalus volans (Philippine flying lemur)
Lineage: Eukaryota; Metazoa; Chordata; Mammalia; Dermoptera; Cynocephalidae
Gene: FOXO6
Product: forkhead box O6
Exons: 2
Coding region: 490-2175 (561 amino acids)
Biological process (GO): regulation of transcription by RNA polymerase II
Cellular component (GO): nucleus
Molecular function (GO): RNA polymerase II cis-regulatory region sequence-specific DNA binding; DNA-binding transcription factor activity, RNA polymerase II-specific
Source: RefSeq, a predicted model, not a curated record